Messenger RNA from Uloborus diversus, 2200 nucleotides. Its product is annotated as rac GTPase-activating protein 1-like. The record is from RefSeq and is a predicted model, not a curated record. NCBI's taxonomy places the organism in Eukaryota, Metazoa, Arthropoda, Arachnida, Araneae, Uloboridae. Gene Ontology annotation, biological process: signal transduction. Bases 139 to 1923 code for a protein of 594 amino acids. The transcript has 16 exons.
AAAAAAAGUAGUAUACUAGUUUCAAAAGCUGUUGUUGUGCUAGAGAAAUUUCAUAAUGAUGUUGUGAAUAUUAAGCAUGUAGAAAAACUUAAAAACAGUGCUAGUAUAGAAAUAGCCAUUGAAACUAAUUAACAGAAAAUGACUCAUCCAGGCACACCAAAAAUGUCACUUGUUGCGCAGUACGACGAUUUGUGCAGAUAUGAAAAAGUUUUAACUGCUGGUUGUGAAGGAGAAUUCCGGACUUUUACCGAAAGCCAGUUAAAAUGUGUCCGUGACUGGAAAGAAUACAAAGAAGAACUUAAACAGAUGGAGUUUAAAAUAAGUCGCCUUGAAAAUGAAAACAGAAUUUUAGAAACGGGUCUUUUGGAAUCCGAAACGACAAGGAGAAUGAAGGCUGAAAGUGAAAAAAGUUCCAUGGAAAGGCAGAUUGUCCUUAUCAAGGAAGUUCUUUUGGCUGAUCAUCCGAUUGAUAAUGAAAUUAAAGAGAAGCUAGUCUUACUUAGUUCAACAUGCCAACCAGUGCUGAAAACUAUUGAAGAAUCUGUUGGUUCAAUUUUGAAUUUUUCUGAUUUUGACUGUACCGAUGAUGAUUUGGACAAUGCUAGGCAUUCUGCCAAAACAAGGCGCUCCAGAGGCAAACGAAGUAGUUCGGAAAACAAAAGUUCUUCUAAAAGAAGAAAAUCUGAGGAUAAAAAACAAUCUUUUCAUGAAGAGGUGGUAACGGACUAUGCUAAGUUUGUGGAUGAGGCCACACCAUAUCGUAGUAGUAGUGAACCGUCAGAAGUAUCUGUAUCCAUUUUGCCUGAAAGAAUAUUUGUUAGACAAGUUCACAGUUCAGAUUUGGCUGAAAUCAAAAGUAAUACCUACAAUACUAGAAACGAUGACCCUAGAAGCAUUUUUGGAAGCACGCCUCUUAAACGCACCAAUACUAGUAGUAAGCUGAGCCGAACUCAUCUGUUUUGCAAUAAAACUGUCAUCCGUACAGAAAAAUGUUAUGCCUGUAGUCGUCUGAUAAAAUUUUGCAAGCAAGCUUUAAAAUGCCAAGAUUGUAGAGUAACAUGUCAUCCAGAAUGUAAAGAUCAAUGUCCAAUGCCGUGUUUUCCUGUAGCAAGUACUCCAACUAAAGGGGAAAUGGGUACUAUUGCUGAUUAUACUUCAACUACUCCUCCUAUGCUCCCUUCCUUAAUUGUUCACUGUGUGAAUGAAAUUGAAACAAGAGGAUUGAAAGAAAGAGGAUUGUAUCGUCUAUGUGGCAGUGAACGAGAAGUGAAAGAUUUGAAAGAGAAAUUUUUAAGGGGAAGAAGUGUGCCAUGCCUUAACCAAGUUGACAUUCAUGUGAUAUGUAGCACUGUUAAAGAAUUUCUUCGAUCUCUCAAAGAACCUCUUAUACCUAGAUUAUCUUGGCAAACGUUUGUUAAUGCUGCUGAUAUUUCUAAUGUCACUCAAAGCUUGAAUGUGUUAUAUAAAGCUGUAUGUGAUCUGCCUCAGCCUAACAGAGAUACUUUAGCUUUUCUUGUAUUACAUUUACAGAGGGUAGCUGAAACCGCAGAAACUAAGAUGCCGGUUGAAAAUUUGGCAAGAAUAUUCGGGCCAACAAUUGUCGGUUACUCUUCAAACAAUAUAACUGAUUGUAAUGUAGUAAUCGAAACAAAAAAUCAGAGCAAAGUUAUGCAACGCCUGUUACUGAUUUCAAAAGAACACUGGUGCAAUUGGUUAAACUUUGAGCCAGACGUUUCUAACAUAAAUAAAAAAAAUUCUGAGUGCCUAUCUGCACCACCUACAUCACGACUAGGUUCCAUAUAUAGUACAGACACAAAACCAAAAUCUACGCUACAUUCAAGAAUGCCAUUAACUCCAAGAAAUACAAAGCCUGGACCUCAUAAAGGAAAAAGGUUCUUCACUUCUCCCUUGAUAAAAAAUUAAGAGAGUGUAUUAAAAUUUGUACAUAGAUUUGAACCAGAAAAAUUUUGUACAGACUUGAACCGGAAAUUUUGUAUAGUUUUAUUUCAUCAAUUAUUUAAGGUUUUAUAUGGUUUUAUUUGUUCAACUUUUUGCUCGUAUGUGUUAAAGAUUUUCUUGCAUUCCAAAUGCAUUUUACACAAAUUUUAUUCUGAAAUGUUUACACUUCUUAAUUUUAAAUGAAUGUUUUAAUGUACUUGUUUUUUAAAACAUUACAUUGUAAUCUGUGUUUAAUGCAAAA